AUGCUCCUGCUUUUCCUGUCGGCCAUGUUCUCUGGGAGGACUUCACAGAGAAUCAGACAGUUCAAACACAUUGGUCCAGGAGGGGCAGAGACAGGCUCCACGCGGAUCAUGCGCCCCCUGGAGGCCUCUGUCACAGUGCGCCCCCUGGAGGCCUCUGUUACAGUGCGCCCCCUGGAGGCCUCUGUUACAGUGCGCCCCCUGGAGGCCUCUGUCACAGAGCGCCCCCUGGAGGCCUCUGUCACAGUGCGCCCCCUGGAGGCCUCUGUUACAGUGCGCCCCCUGGAGGCCUCUGUCACAGAGCGCCCCCUGGAGGCCUCUGUCACAGUGCGCCCCCUGGAGGCCUCUGUUACAGUGCGCCCCCUGGAGGCCUCUGUUACAGUGCGCCCCCUGGAGGCCUCUGUCACAGUGCGCCCCCUGGAGGCCUCUGUCACAGUGCGCCCCCUGGAGGCCUCUGUCACAGAGCGCCCCCUGGAGGCCUCUGUCACAGAGCGCCCCCUGGAGGCCUCUGUCACAGUGCGCCCCCUGGAGGCCUCUGUCACAGUGCGCCCCCUGGAGGCCUCUGUCACAGUGCGCCCCCUGGAGGCCUCUGUCACAGAGCGCCCCCUGGAGGCUGCAGUGAGAUGGCAUGCUCUGUUUAACUGGUCCACUUUAAAACACUGGAUCUGUGGGUCUCUGCAUGCACCACUCCCCCAUGUGAGCACCAGGGAGGGGCUGAGGCUGAGGGAGGGGCUGAGGCUGAGGGAGGGGCUGAGGCUGAGGGAGGGGCUGAGGCUGAGGGAGGGGCUGAGGCUGAGGGAGGGGCUGAGGCUGAGGGAGGGGCACAACAAGUUUGAGGCCAAAGUGUUCAGUGAAACAUUUUGUUAUAGCAAUGAUCCCCUGGUCUCCCCCCCCUGGUCUCCCCCCCCUGGUCUCCUCCCCCGGUCUCCCCCCCCUGGUCUCCCCCCCCUGGUCUCCCCCCCCUGGUCUCCUCCCCCUGGUCUCCCCCCCCUGGUCUCCCCCCCCCUGGUCUCCCCCCCCUGGUCUCCCCCCCUGGUCUCCUCCCCCUGGUCUCCUCCCCCUGGUCUCCUCCCCUUCCCCCUGGUCCCCAGCCCCUCCCCCGGUGCCUCUGCCCUGGUGCAUUGUGGGAGACUGAGUUGCUGA
This is a messenger RNA of Knipowitschia caucasica, 1140 nucleotides long. Lineage: Eukaryota; Metazoa; Chordata; Actinopteri; Gobiiformes; Gobiidae. The record is from the annotation of a GenBank genome assembly.